AUGCAGGCUGAUGUUGAUAAUAGUGGAACCAUAGAUUACAAGGAGUUUGUAGCAGCAAUGCUCCAUCUAAAGAAAGUUCAGAAAGAGGAUCACAUGUUCGUAGCCUUUUCAUAUUUUGACCGAGAUGAGAGUGGAUACAUCACCCAUGAUGAGCUUCAAAAAGCUUGCGAGAAAUUUGGUGUUGGAGAUGUUCAUCAACUAGAAGAAAUCAUCCGUGAAGUCGAUCAAGAUAACGCUGGUCGAAUUGAUUACAGUGAAUUUGUGGCAAUGAUGCAAGAUAUUGAUUUUGGAAUAAAAGGAUUGUCAAAAAGCUGA
Messenger RNA from Fraxinus pennsylvanica, 315 nucleotides. The record is from the annotation of a GenBank genome assembly. NCBI's taxonomy places the organism in Eukaryota, Viridiplantae, Streptophyta, Magnoliopsida, Lamiales, Oleaceae.